GUGCAGUCGGUCGACGUCAACGCCGUCUGACCUCGCCAGCCUCGGUCUCUGCACUCAAUUGACCCAACAUGCUGUAGUAUCACUGAACCAAUGCUGACCUACCGAGCUCGACUAUGUAGCCAUCAACCUCGGCCGGAAUGGUGUGCCCCGCCGCCUUCAACCGUAGUCACUAACUACCUAGGUACUGUGUAAACUCACCACCACCUCCAACACCCCCAGCUCCCUCGUCUGCGAUCAAUUCACCAUGGCCGCCACCAACAACCCCCUCGAGGGCCCCCCAACCCUGCCCCCCGUCUCCGCGCAAACCCUCACCAUCGCCGGCAUCCUCGUCACCGUCCACGGCCUCGCCGAACUACCCCCCAACUGCACAUCCGUGACGUGCCUGUGGCUGUUGAACCCGCGCCUGCAGACCAAAGAAACCAUGGCGCCGAUCGCGACCGCGCUGAUAACCCGCUGGAACACACACUCGCAGUCGCAGUCCCCGACCCUCUCAGCCCCCCGCACCGGCCUCAUCGCCGCCGCCUUCGACGCCCGCAACCACGGCACCCGUCUCGCCACGCCCCUGCACAACGAAGCCUGGCGCCAGGGCAACCCGACCCACGCCCAGGACAUGUUCGGCGUGUACGCCGGCACCGCAGCCGACUGCGCGGGGCUGAUCGACCACCUGCCAUCCUACCUCCCCGGUCUGCCUGCGCUCGCGCACGCGGUGCUGGGCGUCUCGCUCGGCGGGCACGCGGCGUGGCACGUACUCCUCUCGGAUCCUAGGGUGCGGGCGGGCGUGGUCGGGAUCGGGUGUCCGGAUUAUGCGCGGUUGAUGGCGGAUCGCGCGCGGUUGUCGAGAAGGGAGACGUAUCUUUCCACCACGCCGCCCGGCGCGGGGUUCUUCGGCUCGCCGGAUUUCCCGCCCGCGCUGGUCGACGCAGUGGCGCGCUUCGAUCCCGCGGGCCUGCUCCUCCCUGCCGGCGCAGACGCGCCCGUCUCGGACCCCGCGCGCGCCCGCUUCCGCGCACUCGUCCGCCAGCGCCUGCAAGGCAAGCGCAUACUCAAUCUCAGCGGCGCGGAGGAUAAACUCGUGCCGUACGCCGCCGGCGCGCCGUUCCUAAAGGUGUUCAAAGAGGUGGUUGCGGACAAGGCGCUGGAUGUUGGGUUUGAGGAUGUGCUGUUUGAGGGCACGGGGCAUGUGUUUUCGGCGGCUAUGGUGGAGAGGGCUGGGGAGUGGGUUUGUGAGGUUCUCGGCGGGAGGGGGGGGGGG
This is a messenger RNA of Boeremia exigua, 1252 nucleotides long. Its product is annotated as Alpha/Beta hydrolase protein. The annotation marks the transcript as partial. The transcript has a single exon. Lineage: Eukaryota; Fungi; Ascomycota; Dothideomycetes; Pleosporales; Didymellaceae. The record is from RefSeq and is a predicted model, not a curated record.